AUGGCCUGGGAUACUUGCCUUGUGGAUGCUCUGCAGUUUCUAAGCAAUUCUGCUGCAGAAACACUACUGGGGAAGACUCCCUCUUCAGCUUUAUCCAGGUUGAAUUGCACAUCUAGGGCAGUGUUUGGCCAAGGGAACGGGGCAUGCAAAGACCUCGUUUCCUCUCUGUGCUGUGGGGAACUGAAACUGUGCGGGGCCUGCAAACACGAUUCUCUACAGACAGUGAAGCCUAAUAUUUCCCAGACUAGCACUUCCCACAGCCCUGUACUUGGGACCCCACUGCCUGGUAGAAAUGAAGUGGCCUUACUAACAAGUUUGCCUCCAAAUUAUGAGAUUUCAGAAGGAAAACCAAAAGCCAUCUCUGCAUACGUGAGAGCAGGCAAAGGAAAUGUCCCAAGGAGAAGAAAGAGGACACACUUGGGCAAUGAUUAUGGGGUAAAGGAAGCACAGGAGACAGUGUAGGAAAUGUACAGGUGAAAGAGAUCAGGAGAAAGAUGGUAAAUAUGGGGGAGCAGCAGGAAUCAUUACAAUAAUAAUGCAGUUUGGAAAUGAGAACCAGUGUAUAAAGCAUACCAAUAAGGCCAAUGAAGUGCCAAGGAUGGAAAGCCACCCCAUUAGGAGAAAGUGGAGUCAUAGCAGGUGUUUUAUGAGACAGUUCAGAACACAAUGACCAACCAAGACAGCAGGACAAGUGAGAGGUGGAGAAAUGACCCAGACAAGACUUUCCGGGCUCCUGAACCUGGUCCAUACCUUAUGUCAGAAGGAGUGGUGACCAAAGGAAAGUCUCUUUGCUUUAAUUAUAGAAGCAGGUAUAUACCUGAUUUUGUAUUUAACUGCGUAUGUUUAAGAUCUGAACAUUUCUAUAUUCAAAAGCAUAAUGUAUUAGGGUUAAUCAUUUGAAAUUGCCAACAUGCAUUCGUUUUACCUAUAAAAACUGCAAUUUUGUGUGGUUCAAACUAAUGGAUAUAAUAAUAUUCUCAAGCUAACUCUUUUUUUUUUUUUUUUUUUUUGUC
This is a messenger RNA of Sapajus apella (tufted capuchin), 1013 nucleotides long. RefSeq names its product putative chronic lymphocytic leukemia up-regulated protein 1 opposite strand transcript protein. The record is from RefSeq and is a predicted model, not a curated record. Lineage: Eukaryota; Metazoa; Chordata; Mammalia; Primates; Cebidae. The coding region runs from base 1 to 462 and encodes 153 amino acids. The transcript has 4 exons.